CCCUUGAUAGAAAGAAAAACCCCAACCAACUCCAAUACAAUAGAGUAAUAAUUAAUAACAACAUUUCCAUGCCCAUCAUCUCUCCCUCUCCCUCAUGCCAAACUCAAAUCUCCACGAUGUUCAUCACCCUAAAAACGUCACCGUCUCUCUUUCACCGAUACAGCCUCCAUUUCCGCUCUUCUAAUUCCUCGAAAUACAAAUACCGCUGCCUUCUUGACCAAAUUGCCCCCGUUUCCGCCAACGUCAUCGCUGCCGCCGUCGCCUCCUCUGGUUCUGGCUACCUCCAUGGUGCAGUUACCUCUGCAAUAACUCACGUAGCUGUUACCGCCGUCGCUAUUGCCUCCGGCGCUUGCCUUUCCACCAGGGUGGAUUUUUUAUGGCCCAAAGGAGAAGAACAACCUGGUUGUUUUAUAGUGGAUGGGGUUGAUGUGACUGGGUACCCGAUAUUUAAUGAGGCCAAGGUGGUUAAGGCUAUUGCAUUUGCUAAGAAAGCUCACCAUGGCCAGUUUCGCAAAACUGGAGACCCUUAUUUCACUCACUGUAUCCAUACUGCUAGAAUCUUGGCUAUGUUGGUUCCAUCUACUGGCAAACGAGCCAUCGACACACUUGUUGCUGGGAUUCUCCAUGAUGUGGUUGAAGAUACAAGCGAGAGUUUACUCAGUAUAGAAGAAAACUUUGGUGAGGAUGUGGCAAAGUUAGUAUCUGGUGUUUCCAAAAUUAGUUACGUAAAUCAGCUGCUAAGGAGACAUCGUAGGCUAAAUGUGAACCAGGGUACCCUCGGUCAUGAUGAGGCAAAUAAUUUACGAGUGAUGCUCUUGGGCAUGGUUAAUGAUCCACGUGUGGUGCUCAUCAAGCUUGCAGAUCGUCUUCACAACAUGAGAACCAUUUAUGCCUUGCAACCUUCAAAGGCUCGAGCUGUAGCUGAAGAGACCUUGCUUAUCUGGUGCUCACUUGCUUCCAGACUGGGUUUGUGGGCAUUGAAAGCAGAGUUGGAAGAUUUAUGCUUUGCAGUUCUUCAGCCACAACUAUUUCAAAAAAUGCGGGCUGACCUAUCUUCCAUGUGGAGCUCUAGCAAUAGACCUGGAUAUCUGAGAAGAAUUAUAGCUUGGAAUGAGAAAAAUUCAACUCUUGGUUGUGAAAAUUCUGUGACAAUUGACAAGGAUGUCUCGACCAUGAAGGAUCUUUUAGAAGCUGUAGUGCCUUUUGAUAUCUUGCUAGAUCGAAGAAAACGGUCUAAAUUUCUUAAUGAUCUUGGCCUAACAUCAGAGACUCAAACACGGCCCAAGGUUGUGCAGGAUGCUGGAAUUGCUUUAGCAUCUCUUGCUGUUUGCGAGGAAAUGCUGGAGCGGGAGCUAUUUAUAUCAACUUCUUAUGUUCCUGGAAUGGAAGUAACUUUAUCUAGCAGACUGAAAAGCUUGUAUAGCAUCUAUAGCAAGAUGAAACGGAAAGAUGUCAGCAUCAAUAAAGUAUAUGAUGCCCGUGCUUUGAGAGUGGUUGUUGGAGACAAAAAUGGAACUUUACAUGGACCUGCUAUUCAGUGUUGCUACAGUCUUCUUGACAUUGUGCAUAGGCUUUGGACCCCAAUAGAUGGUGAACUUGAUGAUUACAUUAUUAAUCCAAAGCCUAGUGGUUAUCAGUCUCUACACACUGCAGUACAAGGUCCCGAUAAUGCACCUUUGGAAGUCCAAAUAAGAACACAGAAAAUGCACGAGUAUGCUGAACAUGGACUUGCUGCCCACUGGCUUUACAAAGAAACUGGAAACACGUUGUCUUCCAUUGGAAGCACUGAUGAAUCUGAAACUGAAGCAUCUUCGUAUCUUUCCAAAGAUAUUGAUGAUCAAACUUCCAUGGAAGAUGAUCAGUUUCAAAAGUACAGAUCCCUCAAAGCAGGACAUCCUGUCCUUAGAGUGGAAAGAAGUCACUUACUUGCUGCUGUUAUAAUCAGAGUAGAAAAGGGUGGAAGAGAAUUGCUUGUUGCUGUUAGCUUUGGAUUGGCAGCUUCUGAAGCAGUAGCUGAUAGAAGAUCUUCUUUUCAAAUAAAGCAAUGGGAAGCUUAUGCAAGAUUAUAUAAGAAGGUAUCUGACGAGUGGUGGUGUGAGCCAGGACAUGGUGAUUGGUGUACUUGCCUUGAAAAGUAUACAUUUUGUCGUGAUGGUAUGUACCACAAGCAAGAUCAAUUUGAGCGCCUAUUGCCAACCUUCAUCCAGGUUAUUGAUCUAAUGGAAGAAGAAGAAUCUGAAUAUAGAGCUGUUCUUUCUGCUGUUUUUGAGGGCAAGCCAGUUGAUUCUAUUGCAUCUAGGCCAAACAUAGACACUGUUGCUUCAACUUCUAUGGAAGCUAGCAUCAAUAAUAAGGUGCGUCUUUUAAGGACAAUGCUUCAGUGGGAAGAGCAACUACGAUAUGAAGCAAUUCUUGGGCAACCAAAGCAUGAGCGGAAGUCUUAUAGUAAUCUUGAAUCCGGGGGCCUGGGGGAAGUGGUCAUUGUAUGUUGGCCUCAUGGUGAAAUAAUCAGGUUAAGAAGUGGUAGCACUGCUGCAGAUGCUGCAAGAAGAGUGGGAUUUGACGGAAAGCUGGUUUUGGUUAAUGGUCAGUUGGUAUUACCCAAUACAGAGCUCAAAGAUGGUGAUGUGGUUGAGGUCAGAGUUUAAAUACACAUUAAAAAAUCAAUUGUAAUUGUCUGGUGUAGAUAGAAGGAGAGGUAGAUGUCAUAGCCAUUCUUAUGAAAAUGUGAUUGUUGCAAUGGAGCUUAGCAUUCAAUGAUUACUCCAUCCCUGGUUGGAGGAAAUAUCCUUAUGCCGAUAGUUGUCAUGAUAUUAGAACAUAUGUCAGCAACAUUUAUUAUUUUUAAUAUGUUAUUUUUUUCUAUCUUA
Populus nigra (black poplar) is the source of this 2870-nucleotide messenger RNA. RefSeq lists its product as uncharacterized. Bases 69 to 2648 code for a protein of 859 amino acids. Lineage: Eukaryota; Viridiplantae; Streptophyta; Magnoliopsida; Malpighiales; Salicaceae. Gene Ontology annotation, cellular component: chloroplast. The transcript is spliced from 18 exons. The record is from RefSeq and is a predicted model, not a curated record. Gene Ontology annotation, biological process: guanosine tetraphosphate metabolic process.